This is a messenger RNA of Peronospora matthiolae, 1854 nucleotides long. The record is from the annotation of a GenBank genome assembly. NCBI's taxonomy places the organism in Eukaryota, Oomycota, Peronosporomycetes, Peronosporales, Peronosporaceae.
AUGCGUCGCGCCGUCGCUCCCGACGCGGCCGACCCGAGCCAUGGCUCCAAACUACGCGCCAGCCGCGUCCGUCGUCAGCGCCACCGCGAGCAAAGUCUCGAUGCCGACGAGCUGGAGCAGCGCUUCAGCCGCAGUGCGCGUCUCUCCCUGGCCGCGCCCGCGUUCGUUCCGGCCGCUCAGCGUCUCCGGCAGCCGCCGGCCGCAUCCGCCGCGCUCACGCGGUCCUUGGCGUUCGUGACGGACCGACGGGGCCCCACCGCAGCAGCAGCUGCAGCAGCUCCUGCUUCUGUUGCUGCGUCCUCGCGUCCACGACGGUCAGCGACCGCGGCCGUCGCGUCGAAACUCCACAAGAACGCGGCAGCAAGGAAGCCCCAGCGCCAGCCCCAGCUCCAACAACAGCAGACGAAGGACCGACCGAGCAGCUGCACGAGUGCGGCUUCAAGUCGAAGCAGACGGCAGCGCAUGGGCGCCAAGGGGCUCCAUCCCCAGCCGUCCAUCAAGUCGACGGCAGUGUCGACGUCCGAGCAGCACCGACGCAAACUGUCGCUCACGUCGGCAGAGCUGCAGCCACUGGACGCGACCUUGGAACAGCAGGUCGAACCGACUCCUGCUGCGGCUUUUGCUGCGGCUUGGCAGGACGCAGCGGACGUGUACCCCGAGACCGCAUCGAGUGCUUUUCCGCAGCAGCUCACACUGUUCAGCCAGCAGAAGCGGCUGCCGCAGCGCGUCGCAAGUCGCGACGACGUCAUUGACACGAUCUUUGCGGCGCUCUUUCGCCGCCGGGAUGACGGACGGCGUCGUCGGCCGCGCCACGCGCUCUCGGCCUUUGGUGACGAAGGGACCGACACGGAUGAGCCCAAUGAAGAGCUCGUCAAGCAAGGCCUAGCGACCGCGCUGUUCAAAAGCCAGCUCCAGCUGCAUGCGCCGUCGUCGCUUUCCACUGCAGCGUCUCCAGCAGCAGCGGCCGACAGUCUGCUCACGCCAACGUUCUUGCACGCCCUCGUGAAUGCGCUGCGCUUCGAGGACUUUCGAGUUGCCAGCGUGCGACUGGAUAUCCUCCGUGCGAUCCACAAGAGCUGUCCGACCAAGCGAGUGCACCUCGUGCGGGCACUAGCAGACGCCACGGCGCUGCGUGUCGCGUACGUGACUGCAGUCGCAGCACGUGCCGAGGCACUAGGCGUUGAGAAAACGUCGAGGCAGGUCACUGCAGACAAGCACGAUCACGGCCACGGGUUCACGGAACUGCUGCGGUACUCGAUCGAACAUGUCGAAGAGGGUGUGCAAGAGCCAGAGCCACUGUCGUUGUUGUUGCCGGACGCGGCUCGAAAGCAGGAGGAGGAGCGGACGGAACUCGUGCGCAACUGCAUGGUCAGUCUCGUGUCGCUCUGGCGCGCCCACUGGAUCGAUCCCGCUGGAUCCGACGACGAAGAGCUCGUUAGCUGCGCCGGUCAGUUCGUCGCGUACAUGCCGUCCGUCACGGGUCCACUACUCAAGCGGUUGCUCAGUGCGUGGCCGACCCGCUACCCGAAAGAAGAGGUGGGGGCCACGCGCAUGGUCGCACGAGUCAUUAUGUCUGGGCCGCCCCUUGAACAAGUGGACCCCACGCACUCGCUGCAACGCCGUGUGUUCACGCGACUCGCGCGUGCUUUGCAGAGUCCAAAGGUCGAUGUGGCCAUGGAGGUGCUGGCUUUCGUCAGCUGCAACUUCGUCCUCGUGCACUUCUUGGGCCGAGACGAAGCUCUUUACAAGACAAUCACCCGAGCACUGCAUGUCAACAUCGAGAGCCAUUGGCACGACGGCGUGCGGAAGACGUCCGAGACGCAUUUCGACCGCGCCCUCGACUUUGCCCCGUAG